AUGGACGUUGACUCGUGGGCUUCCAGGGUUCAAGCAGCCAAGAGCCUCUCUGCUGCCCAUGCUGCUCGGCUUCACUAUGAUAAUCAUAUGGCUUCGGAAGAUUCUGAAGGAGAUGACGAUGCAAAAUCUUGUUUUCCAUGCCCUUUCUGUUAUGUGGAUGUUGAAGUCCCAAUGCUCUGCAGCCACUUGGAGGAAGAACACUGCUUUGACUUUAAAAAUGCAGUUUGUCCUAUGUGUGCAGCGAAUCUAGGGAAAGAUGUAGUUGGACAUUUUAUGGUGCACCAUGCAAGCUCCUUCAAGCACAGGAGAAAAUCUCAAAAAACGGGUUUGUGGACUGGUAGUUCAGCAAUGCUUGGAAAGGCGCUGCUGAAGAAUGGAAGGGCAUCUGCACAUGAAUCUGCACCUGAUCCUCUCCUCUCACCAUUUAUCUGCAAUAUAUCUUUUUCAGACCCUACUGGUAUUCCAGAAGAUAUUUGUUCUGAUAUCAAUGCCCCUAUCACUUCCAGCUUGAAAAGUGCUAAGUCAUCUUCACCAGAUGAAGGCUGUGAAAAGGAUAAAGAAGAGCGAAGGCAGAGAGCGGCUUUUGUGCAACAGUUGAUUACAUCAACCGUAUUCUUGGAUCUAUGA
This is a messenger RNA of Prunus armeniaca (apricot), 627 nucleotides long. The record is from the annotation of a GenBank genome assembly. NCBI's taxonomy places the organism in Eukaryota, Viridiplantae, Streptophyta, Magnoliopsida, Rosales, Rosaceae.